Juglans microcarpa x Juglans regia is the source of this 510-nucleotide messenger RNA. RefSeq lists its product as uncharacterized. The record is from RefSeq and is a predicted model, not a curated record. Lineage: Eukaryota; Viridiplantae; Streptophyta; Magnoliopsida; Fagales; Juglandaceae. The coding region runs from base 1 to 510 and encodes 169 amino acids. The transcript has 3 exons.
AUGGAGAAGGCAUUUGAGCACGUGAACUGGGAUUUCUUGUUGUAUAUGCCUGGCAAACAUGGCUUCGGGAAAAGAUGGUGUCAGUGGAUAAAACAUUGUAUCACAAUUGUCAGAUUCUCUAUUUUGCUCAAUGGCACUCCUGAAGGCUUUUUCAAUAAUUCUCGAGAUCCCGACCAAAUUCGCUCCUUGAGAGCUCUCCUUUGUUUUGAAGUUGUCUCCAAUCUUACUGUGAAUUUAUCAAAGUCUGAAAUUGUUCCAGUUGGUUUGGUUAAUAAUUUAAGAGAAGUGGCAGCCAUCUUGGGCUGCAAGUUCGGGUUGGAUUGGUUGGCAAAUGGGCUUCUCAAAGCUUUUAUUGGAGAAUUGAAGUGUUUAGAGCUACAGGUGGAUGAUAGAUUCCUUGUGCCGCUUAUUGCUGAGAAGAACAAGAGGGCAUUGAGCCAAAUAUCUCUUGGUGGGAAGAGCGUGGAGCGGUUGUCCAAUGGCAGAUACGGAGGGAUUGCACUAAAUUAG